Messenger RNA from Darwinula stevensoni, 2124 nucleotides. The record is from the annotation of a GenBank genome assembly. NCBI's taxonomy places the organism in Eukaryota, Metazoa, Arthropoda, Ostracoda, Podocopida, Darwinulidae.
CAGCUCCCCUACCCUCCGAUUACACUCACUCACUCUCGAUCGCUUCUUGGUCUUCGUUCCCGCGAUGCGAAACGUUCGGCGACGGAGUCAUUCCGCGGCCAUGGCUCCAGCGGUUUCAGGUUCACCCGAUUUAUACAUGUCGUUCCCCAUCUCGGGCGGCCGUGUCCCCUCCGUCGUACCCGUCGUCGUCACCAAAUCCAGCCCCGGCUGCGAUCACGACAGCCAGGGCAGGGUCAGCCCCUCGGAAAUGUUCCUGUGCAGUCAGCCCCGAGUCCCGCACCACUCUCGGUCCCUCUCGCUGAAAGCCAGUCGACGACCGAGUCGAGCCGACCUGAAAGUGCCCGAACGACCACGUGGGACUUCCCUGCCCGGUGAACUGCCUGCGAGGGUCCUCGGCCGGGACGAACUCUAUCGACUCCGCCAAUUUUCCAUCACCGGGAAGAAAGUCGUCAACGAGGGAGAUCUCUUAUGUUCUCGUCGAUCCAGGUCCAAUUCCACGCAUUCCAGUUGCAGCGGGGAGAAUUCGCCGUCGGUGUCAGAGGGUCGAAGCGUGGCGUUCCGGGUGUCGGUGUUGGGGUCUCCGGGCGUGGGGAAAACGGCUCUCAUCUCUCAGUCCCUCACGUCCGACUAUAUCAACGCGUAUGACAAUUCUUUGGACGACGAGUCGGCAGAGAAGAGCGUGUCGGUUUUACUCGAUAACGAAGAAUCCGAAGUGAUUUUCUCCGAAUGCUCCAGCGAGGAGACUCCGGACUCCGACGGCUACAUCGUGGUGUACAGUGUCACGGAUGGAUCCAGUGUGGAAUGGGCGGAGAGCAUACUGCAGCAACUGUGGAGGCUCGGCUGCCUCGGGACCAGGGCCGUCAUCUUGGUCGCGAAUAAGGCGGACCUGGAACGAUCCAGGAUCGUCACGUCUGACGAGGGGAAGAAGAUGGCUCGAGAAUACGAGUGCAAGUUCAUCGAAACCUCGGUUGGUCUGGACCUGAACGUGGACGAGCUGUUGGUGGGAAUAUUGAGACAGAUUCGAUUGAAGCAGACGCCAGGGCCGCACUGGACCAGACGUCGACGUCGGGGCUCACGACGUUGUGGCGGCAGCUUAAGGGUCCGGGGUUUCAUCUCCUCCGUGUGCGGCCGAAAUGGGAAGUCCAAAUCCUGCGAGAAUCUCCACGUUCUUUAAUCCCCUCUGCUUCUUCGUGUGAUUGCUCAAAAUAUCUCCUUCCUAUUCUGUGGGAUCAAUCCCUUGCAUAUCCUUCAAAUCAUACUCUUCCCGAGUCUUGCUCUUCGGAAUGGACCUAUAUCAGGUUUGUCGAGGCCGCUGGAAAAGGUCAGACGUUUAAGGCAAUUUAGGCGGCCCUUUUCCUUCCCGCCCACCUGGAUCCCCUCUUUCUUUCUACUCCUUCGUAUUCCAAAAUUGCGCCUUUCCUGCCAUCGAUCAGUAAUGAGGCAGCGUUUCGGCCGACCGCGGAUCCUCCCCUAUCCCUCCUCACCGUCCCCCCCGUCCCCCUCCAAGUCUCGACUCCCCAUGAAUCGAUAAGAUCUACAUGAGAAGCAGGUAUUUGUCUGGGAUUGAAUGUAGGAGGAAGCCUUUCUAGAGAGCAGCUCACCUGUUGAUUUUCCUUUCUCCUUCCCAAUGGAAGAAGAUUGCUUCUUGCAAGUCUUCCCGAUCUGAGUUUGGAUUCCCUCAGCCCCCGAAUUUUCGACAGCAAAUGAGUCAGGACGUUCAUGCUUCCCUGAUAUCUAAGCGUGGAUCGAAGAUUCUCUUAUACCCAGGUUUCCUCUUUACCUGUCACUCCAUCUCCAGGUGUUUUUGAAUGCCUCACUAGUUCUGUCGUGGAACGACGAAGAUCUCGUUAGAUUUCUUCCCCUCAAUUUCUCCAUUCUGUUGGAAGGAUGACAUCCCUCUGAUUAGAAAAUGAAUUUCAAGACCCCUCUGCUUGUGAUUCCCCUAUGAAGCAUUUUUCAUGUGUCUCAACGUCUAUGAUACGCUUUCGUUCAAGAGUACACGUGCCAUGAUCGAUUCUCGCAUGAAAAAUUUACAUUCAUAUUUGCAUUUCGAUAUGCAUCCCCUGGCGGAUGAGAUCAUGAAUACGUGAGAAAGGAUUUUUAUUUUCUACAUUUGAAGUGGAG